CGGUCUCGCUCCGUCAACGGGGUCGGUCCACGCGGUGAGGUUGUCGCGCGGCGGGCCCAUGCGCGGACGCGCUUCCUCGCGCGCGGUCGGUCGCGGUCCCUCGCGGGCACUGGGAACGGGCCCUCUCGCACGUCAGUGCCCAUCCUCGCCUCGCCGCCAACAUCGAGGACGGAAAGAAUCUCCCUUGUUCUCGCGCUAAUCGUUAAUCGCUACCGCCGUCGCUUACAAUGUCGCUGGCGACUCGGAGCCGUUGUUCCGUUUCGCGCGCGUCGCAUCCAGGCCACUCCGGAUGGCGGCCGCCGAGAUUAAUGUGACUGUGGCUCUUUCGCGGGUCCACUUAGCCUGCGACUUUUUCCAGGAACUCGGCGACCUCAGGGCGUCGACGAUGAAGAACUUCACAAAUAUCCAAGUAGACGAGUCCAAUAUCCUCACCUGGCAGGGCCUGAUAUUGCCGGACAAUCCACCUUAUAACAAAGGCGCGUUUCGCAUCGAAAUCAAUUUUCCAGCAGAAUAUCCCUUUAAGCCACCAAGAAUAAAUUUCAAAACAAAGAUAUAUCACCCAAAUGUAGACGAAAAAGGUCAGAUAUGUCUACCAAUUAUAAGCGCAGAAAAUUGGAAACCUGCUACAAAAACGGACCAAGUGAUCCAAGCUUUGAUAGCAUUAGUGAAUGAUCCUGAGCCUGAGCAUCCCCUGAGAGCGGAUUUAGCAGAGGAAUUUCUGAAGGAUAGAAAAAAGUUUUUUAAAAAUGCCGAAGAAUUUACGAAAAAACAUGCCGAAAAGAGGCGGGAAUCAUCAUCUUCUAAUGAAUAACCCCGAAUGACUAGCUUUACUUACCGUCACCACCACGAUGCCUGCCGCCCGUCAGCUGAUUUAAACUCAAGCCAAUGUAUACCUGUCUGUUAAUCCCCCGUGUGGAAUCUCACAGAUUCAAGUUGAGAUGACUCUGUACAGUAUUGGUUAACAACCGACGAUAUAACGCAAAUUGUAAUGUUUAUAAGAAGUGGGAUAUGAACUUUUCAGAGUACAGUAAAUUAUGAUAAAUAACUGUAUCAUAUUGUAUACAAUUUAUACUUGAAGUCAUAUGCAAUUAUACCUUUGAUUUGUCAUUGAAAGGUCGUUACAUUCCAGCUUGAUCUUGUAGGAAUGUAUACGAUGAAAAAUGGUUCAGCAUAGAGACAUCAUGUUUGUCAGAUGUAGCAGCGUAUGUAAUACAGUAUGUAUUAAAGUACAUAUAAUUUCCAAUGUCGUUUAAGAUGUUAAUUUAUAAUUGCAUUUCGAACUUAUAGCUACUGCUUUAUAACUGUUGCUAAUAUAAGAUUACAAAUAAUAAAAAAAAGAAACAAUGUUUGCUCUCAA
Monomorium pharaonis (pharaoh ant) is the source of this 1357-nucleotide messenger RNA. RefSeq names its product ubiquitin-conjugating enzyme E2 L3 (gene Ubc10). The coding region runs from base 290 to 811 and encodes 173 amino acids. Gene Ontology annotation, biological process: ubiquitin-dependent protein catabolic process; protein polyubiquitination. Lineage: Eukaryota; Metazoa; Arthropoda; Insecta; Hymenoptera; Formicidae. Gene Ontology annotation, molecular function: ubiquitin conjugating enzyme activity. Gene Ontology annotation, cellular component: nucleus. The transcript has 3 exons. The record is from RefSeq and is a predicted model, not a curated record.